UCCCGUGGCAACAACCGGAAGUGACGCAGACAUCAAUAACAAGAAGACACAAGCAACAGUGUGUAGCGCAGCCCAGUUCAUCCCUCUUUUAAUCUUUUAAAACAAAAAUACAACAUGUCUUCGGAUUUUGAAACGUACGAGCAGGACUUUGGCACCCUCACUGCGGAUAUAACCAACAAAAUUGGAAGAAUACCCAAAUUAGCCGGUGAGGAGAAGACACAGCUGGUUCUAAAUGUCGACAAACAGCUUGAAGAAGUCAGAGAGUUGCUCGAGCAGAUGGACCUGGAGGUUCGAGAGAUCCCUAUUCAGAGCCGAGGCAUGUACAGCAGCCGUCUGAAGAGCUACAAGCAAGAGAUGGAGAAACUUGAGAAAGAUUUUAAAAGGUCACGUAUUGCCUACAGUGAUGAGGUGCGGAACGAGCUCCUGGGGGAUGAUGGGGGCUCCUCAGAGAGUCAGUUGAUAAAGUUACGUGAAGAGAGAGCACAUCUUUUGGACAACACAGAGAGGCUGGAAAGGUCAUCUCGGAGGCUGGAAGCUGGCUACCAGAUAGCGGUGGAAACCGAGCAAGUGGGACAGGAGAUCCUCACCAACCUGCACAGUGAUCGCGAGAAGAUCCAGAGAUCCCGCGACCGGCUGAGAGAAACGGACGCUAACUUGGGCAAAAGCUCUCGGAUCCUGACCAGCAUGCUGAGAAGGUAAGAGGAAGGAUCAUUCAGAAUCGUGUCUUGGUCUUCAUCCUGGGUGCCAUCAUCCUCCUCACCAUCGUCUUGGCCAUCUAUUUCAAUUUGCGAGGGCACUGAUCUCCACUGACUGGUCCUAUGCUUGCAUGUUUGAGUUUGUGUACGAGCGUGUGUGUUUGAUUAAUAGUGACAAAAGUGUUGGGCUGGAGUAAUUAGGACAAAUUGUUCACAUGAAUCAUUCCUGGUGGGCAGUGACAGGGGGCCUCUCCUCACUGCUCUCGAGCAGAGCGGGACCGUUCUCACCCUCUCUCCCCUUAUAUUUAUGCUGUAUCCAUUAUUUUUAAAACUUACUGACCCAUGGAGAAACCCAGCACGAAUGUGUGGACACGAGGACCAUGAUGAGAACACCAGAUGGAUGAGGAACAUGAAGAUGAACAUCAACGUAUGUCAAAACCUGCUGUUUAAUGUUUAGAUUUCUUUUUCUGUAGGUGGGAAAAGGGUAUAAGAGUUAAAAGCUACUAGCAAAAUUCAAUUUAUCAGGUAUAUGUGUGCGUGUUUGUUUGAGAGAGAGAGAGCCAUAUACAAGGCAAGGCCCCCGGUGCAGUACCAUUUAACACAUGGUGCAGAAUCACACACAACACACAGCCCAAAGGUCACGCGCCCGUCUCUCAGUCCCCCUUCAUCCAGGAUUAGUAGCUUCUCACGCUGUUCCUCUAAGGUCAGAAAAGACCUCGCAUGUGUUUAGUAAAACCAGCAGGACCGCUUUAAACAAGAAAACAUACUAAGAAUACAUAAUAAGAAGUGUUUCCUGUAUUUAUUUGUCUUUUCAGAUAAAUUGUGCUGUAUUUUUUUUGCUGUAACUUUCUUUUGAUUAAUCUGGAAUUUGUUGUAGCUAUUAGUGUUUUAAAAUGAUACAUUAAAAUUAUAUCAUUUGUCUCUACUGUACAAUAGUGUUUCAAAUGCGCUUUAUUAUUACUAUACGGGGACCAACUAACAAGCAUCAGUAUGGAAAUAUGCAAAAUUUGUGAGUCUGCUCCAGGCUUUCACCUGCUGGUUGAGUAUUAGUCUAUCAGAAAGACGGUCACCUUGGCUGUCUACUAACAGUACAAUUAUUUUGUUUAUCAUGUUUUCAUGUGAGGAUUCCUUUGUAAGUUUUCAUUAGUAAUGUUUAUUGUCAUACACUCCAGCUCAGUUCCAAAACUUAGUUAGUUGUUUUGCUGUAUUAUGCAUGCAUAGGCAGUUGAAGUCCAAGGCAGCAUCACUAACUGAAAUUAACCUAAUAAAACUUCAUAAAUGACUGUUUCUAAACCCUCGACAUAGUCAGCAACUUUGAACACAUAAGAGACCAACUUCACAAUUGAUUUAAAAAAAGUUAGCUGUUAGCUUGUUGCUAAUAUAAUGGCAAUGUUUUAAGCAUAAAGCCAAAUGAUCAAUUUUAAUGAAUCAGCCAUCAAAUUAGCCAUCAACAUUUCAUUUUGUUUGCCAUUUUGGAAAUUAUUUUUUUAAAAUAGUUUGAUAUUAGCAUGUUGCUAAGCUAAUUAAAAUGUGUUAAGCAUAAAGACAAAUAAUCCAUGCUAGUGAAUCAAGUUAGCUGUUAGCAUGUUGCUAAGCUAAUUACGCAAUACUAUAAUAAGCACAAAAAUACAGAGCACACAAAUAUUGGGUAAAAUUAACCAUUUAAAUUACAUUGAGCUAUAACAAUAUUCAGUACUGAAUUUUUCUCACUUC
Molecule: messenger RNA, 2408 nt
Organism: Carassius carassius (crucian carp)
Lineage: Eukaryota; Metazoa; Chordata; Actinopteri; Cypriniformes; Cyprinidae
Product: vesicle transport through interaction with t-SNAREs homolog 1A-like
Exons: 9
Coding region: 115-699 (194 amino acids)
Biological process (GO): vesicle fusion with Golgi apparatus; intra-Golgi vesicle-mediated transport; macroautophagy
Cellular component (GO): late endosome membrane; ER to Golgi transport vesicle membrane; endoplasmic reticulum membrane
Molecular function (GO): SNAP receptor activity; SNARE binding
Source: RefSeq, a predicted model, not a curated record